CACUCUUUCUCUCAACGUUAUAGCAACCACAUGGAGAAUAAACAUAUCCGACUACUAAUCUUCUUCUCCUUCUUUUCACUCAUAUCCAUCUCCGCUGCCAAUGGCCAUUGCCAGCCGGCCUCCUGCGGCCGCAUCCAAAUACAAUCCCCCUUUCGUAUCAUCGACCGACAACCAUCCAGCUGCGGGUCUCCAGGUUUCGACCUCUAUUGCAACAAACAAAACCAAACACUCAUCCGACUUCCAUCUUCACGUUCAUACACCGUCAACCAAAUCAACUACAACUCACAUAUCAUCUACAUAGACCAGGAUUUCUGCAAGCGAAACGAAAUCAAUGAUUUAAAUGUAACCGGAACACCAUUUGUUUUUCCUAACCUACAAACAUACACAUUUUACAACUGCUCAAGACAGAACUCCAGUUUGGUGUAUCCCUCGGUGCCAUUUCCUUGUCUUAGCAGCCGAAAUCACUCGGUUAUCGCGGUUCGACCAGAAUUUUUUUCACAUAGAAGAAUGCCGACACGUUGUAAGGUUAUAAAAAUGAUCUCGGUGUCAGUUCCGAUUAAUGGAGACAUAAGAUCUGACGUGGAGCUGAUGUGGUUCGAUCCGUGUUCUGAAUCUUGUGAAAACGAAGGGAUUCCCACAAGUGCUAGGUAUGGAUUAAGUUUAGGCAUCGGUGUGCCAGUGACGAUUAUAUGCAUCAUCGGGAUGAUAUACUGCCUGACUUAUAAAGAGACGGAUUAUAGUGAAACUCACCACCAGAGCAUUGACGUUUCCCCUAUUUCCGUGAUCCCACAACCAACCUCCAGGACAGGGUUAGACGGGCCAACAAUCGAGUCAUACCCGAUAUCGAUGCUUGGAGAGAGUUGUAGAUUACCUAAUGAUGAUAGUGCGUGUGCCAUAUGUCUUUCAGAAUACAAAACUAAAGAGUUGCUAAGGACAAUCCCAAAAUGUAAUCACUAUUUUCAUGUGGAUUGUAUAGACGAGUGGCUCAAAUUGAAUGUAACUUGUCCAGUGUGCAGGAAUACGCCUGAAAGCUCGUCAUUGGUUACAUCGUGUUCUUCCACAUCAACGAAUCAUGUUGAGUCAUCAUAGAAACCAAUCAUCGAUUUCAAAUUGUGAUGCUUAUUUAGAAUUUAUAUGUAUAUUUGUUUGUAUAAAUUCAAGAUCAAACAAUUGAAUCGUUUGUAUGCAGAAUAUGCAACACUUUUCAAAGAAUAUUCUA
This is a messenger RNA of Helianthus annuus (common sunflower), 1219 nucleotides long. Its product is annotated as putative RING-H2 finger protein ATL21A. Bases 31 to 1089 code for a protein of 352 amino acids. The record is from RefSeq and is a predicted model, not a curated record. Gene Ontology annotation, molecular function: polysaccharide binding. The transcript has 2 exons. NCBI's taxonomy places the organism in Eukaryota, Viridiplantae, Streptophyta, Magnoliopsida, Asterales, Asteraceae.